GACUCAGUAAUUUGCUAGUGAACACUGCUGAAUCUAAUAUAAAAGCAGUCUGGCUGAUACUCAUCCAACUAUAAAACAACAUAAUGAAGUUCUGGUGUGCUCUUGCUUUGCUAUGGAUGGCUUAUUUCUACCAGGGCACUCUGUCCUGCCCGGCACUUUGCAAAUGCUACGACAAUAGAGCUGAGGUGGUCUGUAAUGAGGUCCCCCUGACAGAGUACCCCUCUGAGGGUCUCUCGAAGAACACCACAAUGCUGACCAUCCAGUUCACAAACAUCACUUCCAUCUCCGGGCAGCAUCUAAACGCCACGCCCCUGCUGCAAGGACUCCACCUGUACAGCAACCACCUGCAAAGCCUUUCCUCUGAUCUUCUCAGAGGCGUUCCUCUCCUCAACACUUUGGAUCUCACACAAAACAAACUGUCUGCUCUGCCUGCGAAUGUCUUCAGCCACGCCCCGCUCCUCAGCUUGGUGCUGAAGAAUAAUCAGAUUGAAACGGCUGAUGCUGAGUGGUUUCCCAAUGACAGCAGCCUCAACUGGUUGGACCUAUCUGGGAACCAUUUAAUGAAGAUCCCAGCUGCUCUGCUUCAGAAGCUGCCCCACCUGGAGAAUCUGGACCUUUCCAAAAACCGUCUGGAGAAGAUUUCUAAAAAUUCUCUCGACUUUAUGACCAAACUUGAGAGGCUAAACCUGAAACACAACAAGCUAAUCACCCUGGAUGCAUCUCUAUUUCAGAACACCCAUAACCUCACCUAUUUGUUCCUCACUCGAAAUAAGAUCAAUGAACUCCCCAAAAACCUUUUUCGGGAGCUCACUCAGCUCAAAAUUUUGAGUCUUGAUGACAACCAGCUGAGCCACAUCCCUGACGGUUUGCUGGACCCUCUAAACUCCCUGGAUGAUGAGGGGCUUGACCUGACUGAUAACCCCUGGCUAUGUGAUGGGUCUGUUGAGUACCUCUGGAGGUGGCUUCAGAAGAACAAGAAGAAGGUCUUCCUGCCAGAGAAAAUCUUAUGUGCAAGACCGCAGUCCCUGGCACAGCGCUCAGUGAUGUCACUGACCGAAAGUGAACUAAGGUCUCAGUCUUAACAUAUCAAAUAUGGGUUAUUAUUUAAUAUGGUAAUAUACCCAGCUCAGCCUGUCAGAGCUGUCUUACUUUUCAAUCAACAUUCUCUUUUGUGUAAUGCAAAUAUAUAAUUAAAUAUGAUAUGAGUAAAAAGAGCAUUUAAGAGUCUUUCCUUGUACUUUAUAUGCAGAUAAAUGAAA
Messenger RNA from Morone saxatilis (striped sea-bass), 1259 nucleotides. Its product is annotated as leucine-rich alpha-2-glycoprotein-like. The transcript has 2 exons. Lineage: Eukaryota; Metazoa; Chordata; Actinopteri; Moronidae. The record is from RefSeq and is a predicted model, not a curated record. Gene Ontology annotation, molecular function: protein binding. Bases 84 to 1082 code for a protein of 332 amino acids. Gene Ontology annotation, cellular component: plasma membrane.